This is a messenger RNA of Capronia epimyces CBS 606.96, 1188 nucleotides long. RefSeq lists its product as uncharacterized. Bases 1 to 1188 code for a protein of 395 amino acids. NCBI's taxonomy places the organism in Eukaryota, Fungi, Ascomycota, Eurotiomycetes, Chaetothyriales, Herpotrichiellaceae. The transcript is spliced from 2 exons. The record is from RefSeq and is a predicted model, not a curated record.
AUGUCCCCCACGGCACUCUGGAGACCAACUUUGAGCCCAAAUCACGAAAAGGCCAUUAAAUGGUACAAUAGGGCCAUUGCUGGCCUACGGCAGCACAUUGAGCAGCGUGGAAUCGACCCUGGUCUUGCGCUUCUGAGUUGUACUUUGUUUAUUAGCGUCGAGAUGCAACAGAGGAAUGUCGGCAAUGCUCUGAAUCUGAUUGAGAUAGGCUACAAGCUCAUGGGACAAAGCCUUUCGGUCUCGUCGACGGUACAGUUGUCACCGAACAGCGCCGCCCUAGACGAAGUCGUCACUCCCUUUUUCUCGCGCCAUGUCGUGCUCAUGGCCACUCUCGGGAACCCACGACCACCUAACUGGAGUUGCCACGUGGAAGAAAACAUGCUGAAAUCAUCAGUGCUUGCCUCCUUCUCUGUCCUCGACGAGCCGAAAAGGCAUCUGUACAGCAUCAUAUACCAAGCAUAUGAGAUCAUCAGAGUGGAGCAGCUGGAGCCUACAGAGGAGCGUAUCAUCAAGAUGCAGUGCCUCCGACAAAAACUGUUGCUCGAGGACCUAAGACAGUGGGAGACAUCCUUUGUUAACACGUGGAGUCACGAGACGAGAAGGGAGAUUGUGUGGGCAGUAUCGAAUCUCCUGAUGUACUGGGGGGUCUGCUAUAUUUGGCUUUCGACUUGCACGACUCGACUGCAGUCCGCAUUCGACGAGUAUAGCGAGCGAUUUGCAACGAUCCUUGAUCAUGCGGAAAAUGUCCUUAAAUAUAGCAUCGAAUCCACAGCCGGGCAGCCCAUCUUCACGUCUGAGGCAGGACCGAUCCCACCACUAUACUUUUGCGCAAUCAAAUGCCGGGACCCAUUGCUACGACGAAGAGCGUUGGUGCUAAUGCGGCGAGCACCGAGAAGAGAGAGCGUUUGGGCCUAUGUUCCAACAGAGAAGGUGAUUGAGAAAGUGAUCGGGUUGGAAGAAGGCGACUACGACGCCACUCAUAUUGAAAUGACAGGACCUCCUUUGUUACCACCAGAAGAAAACCGUAUUCAUCACAUCGCUGUCGUCAGAAAGGGGGCUGUGGGAGAUACUCGGCGACUGGCUCUUCAGCUGAGCAAAUACAUCGUCGGACCACCGGACAAUUCAAGGAGGAUGGUCCACGAAAACGUCUGGCUUGAAGAGAUGACGGAUCAUCAAUACUCGCCAUGA